UAGAAGGUUAAAUAACCUAAUUAUAUCAAAACAAUUGGAGCAAUUUAUCAUGCCAAUUGUAUGGACUGAAAGUCAAACUUUGGAAUUAGUAAUUCUUUAUAGUCGGCAUGAAUGUUUAAGGAAUCCUUUUCAUCCUGAUUUUAAGAACAAACUCUGCCGCUACAAAGCAUAUAAACAAAUCGUGGAUUGCAUAAAUAUCUGCGGUUUAACCGUUUGCGAUUGUAUCAAACGGAUUACUUACAUCAAGGCACAAUAUUGUUACGAGUUAUCGAAAAUCAGUGCAGCAAUAUCUUGCGAGAAAACUUAUAAACCGAAAGCAAGCUGGUUUCCAAUAAUGCACGAAAUACUUUUUCCGUUUAUUGAAACGUACGGUUGCACGAACAAUUCUUGGAAGAUAAGCAAAAAUAAAAACAACAAUUUCAAAAAUUAUUAUAGUAGCGAAAACAAUGAUCAAACAGCGUAUUUUAAUGCAGUGGAAUUAUCGAAACCGCGGAGCAAAGAUUGCAGUUGUCCCUAUGAAAAUUGUUGCUGCUGCGAACCGAAACAUUGGACUCGACCAGAAAGUGAUAAAGUCAUAGAUUCAGUUAUUACAAAUUAUUCGCCUUUGCAUUCACAACAAAUAACCAGAGGCAAUAAUGGAAACACCACCAGGAAACAUAUUACCGCCGAACGUGAAAUGCAAACCGACGCCUCCUUCUUCAAAACUGAAUGCAAGACGUGUGAAACACGUGUGGAAAAUAGUAUAGUCCUUACAAGUGAUUUGGUACAUAAUAAAAUUAUUAAGGCGUGGAAAUUUGGUAUUCAAAUACACUUGGGAAAUAUUUUACAGAAAGAUAUCGUCCCGACGGUCGAAGAGAAAGAAAAAAGAAAGGCUCACGAUGAGUUCGACAUGUUUGGAAAGAGUAUCGCGUUUCAGUUACGAAAUAUAAAUUUCGAAAUUGCGAUUAAGUUGGAAAAACGUAUACAGGAUCUGAUUGCGCAAGAACGUCUUAAUAAUAUAAAAUUGAAAUGCGUAUCGCACAGUGUCCCUAUGGAAUGUUGUAGCUCUAGCUGUAACGAUUGUAAAGUCAAGCCCAAGGAAAUGAUUUGUAGCUGUGGUUUACCGGUGAUAAUGAUCAAAACCGAUCAGUCUUGCGAAUUCGGUCGCAAAUAAUAGACGCAAUAUACAUUUUAUACAAUUUUCGUUAAUUUAUUGUAGUUCACUAGUAUGUAGAAUCCUAUACAGGUCGUUCGGCCACCUCUGGGAAAAAUUU
This is a messenger RNA of Colletes gigas, 1253 nucleotides long. RefSeq lists its product as uncharacterized. Bases 50 to 1153 code for a protein of 367 amino acids. NCBI's taxonomy places the organism in Eukaryota, Metazoa, Arthropoda, Insecta, Hymenoptera, Colletidae. The transcript has 5 exons. The record is from RefSeq and is a predicted model, not a curated record.